Messenger RNA from Portunus trituberculatus (swimming crab), 8240 nucleotides. RefSeq names its product myelin regulatory factor-like protein. The transcript has 23 exons. Gene Ontology annotation, biological process: positive regulation of DNA-templated transcription; protein autoprocessing. Gene Ontology annotation, cellular component: nucleus; endoplasmic reticulum membrane. The record is from RefSeq and is a predicted model, not a curated record. Gene Ontology annotation, molecular function: sequence-specific DNA binding; DNA-binding transcription factor activity. Bases 1027 to 4572 code for a protein of 1181 amino acids. NCBI's taxonomy places the organism in Eukaryota, Metazoa, Arthropoda, Malacostraca, Decapoda, Portunidae.
ACUUAUGCUUGACCCGGUGUGGGAUGUGGAGUGUCGCCGGGGAGUGAGUGUCGUGUGGUGGGAGGCAGUCAGCGGGAACAGUCGAGUGUGCGGCGUGCACAUGACAGACUCGUAGUGAAGCAGUGAACUUGAACCGGGAAGCACUUCAUUACUCAGGACAUUACGAUUCUGUCACAGGACAUCCCACCCACACCACUCGCCGCAAAAGGACUUAAGCCGGGGAAGGAUUGUUUAAUUACAAGCUUGCGUGUGUUUGUGUGUGCAUUGGGUCAGCUCACGUCCAUAACUCCCUUGCACCGAUACGCUACGUCACGCUUCACCUCAGGGAUAGCACAGCAGCACACACGCAGCCUUGGCCUUGCCUCGCGCACCUCGCCUUCCCCUCCAGUACGCCUGAAUCCCGCUGACGUCAACACGGACCCUGCAGCACAGCGCCAACCUAGUAAGAGACGGUGGUUCAUGUGAGGCUGUUUUGGUGGAGGUCAUCGGACACCCACGUGACACCCGACCCCCGGAGUACCUGGCAGGGCACGCGACACUCACCAGGACGCCAGCACGCCACACACCAGGCCAGUGCCGCGAGGAGCUGAGUAACCAAGGACACUGGGAAGGACUAACAUGGAAGUGGACACCCUCACCCUUGUCACCAUCAAGAAUGUCGCCAGCAUGAUUACCGCGUGUCUUGUGUCAUGUGGACGUCUGCUCUAACCUGCCCCUCACUCACCCCCGCAUGCUGCUGCUGACUGUCUCCCGUGCUCAGUCAGGCUCCAGCGACAACACAACACACACACACACACACACACACGCACACUUGUAGUCCCACCAGUGUGCUGUGGUGAAGGGGGCGUGAAAAGCGAUCACCCUCAUUAGCGCGGUGUUGUAUUCAGACAUUUGUGUGCGAAACAGGAGACCAGCAAGAACGGACGGGGACUUUAACUAGAAGAACGCACACACACACACACACACACACACACACACACGUUCAGAGAGGUGAGCAAGAAGUGUGGCCGCGACUCAAGGUUCAGAAUGGAGCAUGCGUAUGAGCUGAGGCAGUUCUGUGGCGGGGAGCUGAGACCCCUCGACCGAUACUACCAGACCCACGAGAGGGACUGGGACGGCGGCAUCGACAAUGACGGGUUGGACAUCAGUCAGCUUGAAAGUUACAUCAAUGACGACAACAAUGAUACGAUGUACUUCGCAGACCUACAGGGCGGAGGGGUGGGAGGCGACAUCAAGCCUCUGGGGAGCGGCACUCCUCGAGAUUCCCCGUCCCGCCACCACCACCACCACCACCAUCACCUCCACCACCACCACACCCACUCCCAGCACGCCGCCCUGACUCACCACCACCCAGACCUGGUCCACGCUGGGUCGUAUGGCGCUGGUGAAGGAGGCGGCGGCGGCGGCAGCGAUGAGCGUGGUCCUCUGUCUGGCCAUGAGGACGUGAGGAGCAGGCACGCAGGGGUCGGGUGUUCCCUUCCUAUAGGCUGCCACAACCCCUACCACAGCUAUGACUCCUACACGGGGUAUCGGCACCACCUGCCGGACAGUCCGCCAGACUCAGGUUCGGAGCCGCCAUACUCCCCUUCUGAUCACCCAAACCUCUCCCCGCAGCAAAAGGUGGUUGGAGACAUCUACUCUCGGCCUCCUGGUGGUGGCAGCAGUGGUGGCGUGGUGACCUUCCCCUACCAAGUGAUGGCAGGCCACCCACCUUUGCCGCAACAGACCAGUCCGGUGCAUGGUGGUCUGCAGCCCGGCGCGCCGCUUGCCUAUCAGGCCCAGACCCAGCAGCAGCAGCAGCAGCACAGUGUAAUGAUGGGUGGAGGCUCACCCCUGGGAGGAUCCUCUGUGGGUGCACCGGGCAGCCUUGGGGGUACACCUGUGUAUGGGUCUCAAGGUAUGCUGGGUCAGGGGGCGCCCCUUGGGGAAGGCCCCAUCACCCUGGGUGCCGCUAAGAAGAGGAAGUUGACGGACGGUGGUGGUGGCAUGGUGGAUAUCAAACAGGAACCUGAUCAGGGUUCGCAGCUGGGCGUCAGUACCCUGAAGCCGUGCCCUGAGGAAGACGAGUACACCAUGGACUCAACAGGGGGCGGCGGACCCUUCCUGGACGGCGCCUACCAGUGUAUCAGAUUCCAGAACUUCCAGCAACACACGUGGUGCAGCCUGUGUGACGCCAACCUGAAGGAACUGCCGCUGCCCACCUUCCGCGUGGACGCUGACAAAGGCUUCAACUUCUCCAAUCCUGAUGAAGCCUUUGUGUGCCAGAAAAAGAACCACUUCCAGGUCACAGUUCACGUGCAGGCCAGCGGAGACCCAACCUUCGUCCGGAGCCCUGAUGGCCUGAAGAAGGUGGACCGCUUCCUGGUGCACUUCUUCGGUGUCAAGACUGAAUCCCCGUCACAGAUCAUCCGAGUGGAACAGAGCCAGAGUGACCGGAGCAAAAAAGCCUUCCACCCUGUGCAAGUUGACCUGAAGAGUGAGCAGACAAAUAAGAUCACAGUAGGGCGCCUUCACUUCUCUGAGACCACCAGCAACAACAUGAGGAAGAAGGGAAAGCCCAACCCAGACCAGCGCUAUUUCUACCUGGUGGUGGCCCUCAAGGCACACUGCGGUGACCAGGCGUACACCAUUGCAGCCCACGCCUCAGAGAAGAUCAUUGUCAGGGCCUCCAAUCCCGGCCAGUUUGAGAGUGAUGUGGAGUACACCUUUCAACGAGGCAGCUACCCUGAGUCCAUCUAUCACAUGGGGCGGGUGGGCAUCAACACUGACCGACCAGACGAGGCGCUGGUCAUCCACGGCAACCUGAAGGUCACUGGCCAGGUCAUGCAACCCUCAGACCGGCGGGCCAAGAAGGACAUCGCUGAGGUAGAUACAAAAGAACAGCUGAAGAAUGUCCAGAACCUGAGGGUGGUGAAAUAUGCCUACAGAGAAGAGUUUGCUGAACAUGCUGGCAUGAGGGCAGAGGAAGUCUAUGAUACAGGAGUCAUCGCUCAGGAGGUGAAGGAGGUGAUUCCAGAUGCUGUCAAGUCAACAGGAGACGUUACCUUAUACAAUGGGGAAAAGAUUGAAAACUUUCUUCUCGUCAACAAGGAACGAAUAUUCAUGGAAAACGUUGGCGCCGUGAAGGAACUGUGUAAAGUUACUGGCAACUUGGAAAACCGGAUUGGAGAAUUAGAGAUUAUGAACAAAAAAAUAUCACAACUAAGGAGAUUUGAAUCUUUCAAAUCAACAUCAUCAUCAGUUUCUACACGAACAUCAGCUACUUCCCGUGUGUCAUCUGUGUGCCACAGAAGCCGUAGCUGCUCCAAGCGUCACAAGCACAUGAACAGCAACCAUGAUGAUGGGAUCUGCAGCAAUAAAACACUGCAGGUCACCACCAUUGCCCUAGUCUGCAUCAUGGCAUUCUGUUUGAUGGCAAUGGCAACCAUCUACAUCCUUGAUUACCAAGACAGACGAAGUGAAAGCACAUCAAGUUCACCAGUUACCACACCUACCCCUAUUACCCUAUCCUCAUCAAUGUCCACCUCAACCCUGCAACCACUAACCACCAGACAAACCCUCACCUCAUUCACCUUCACCACCACUACCAAGCCUUUCAUCACCACCACUUCUGGCUCCUUCCAUCCCAGACCCCCAGUGCUUGGUAAACCAGAAAAUUGUCUCGAGCCAAGCCCCAGUGAAGACCCCAUCUGUGAUGUUUAUUGCUGCAGCCCCAGCAUUUGGACAGGAGUGGUGAGCCAGGUGCAUCCAAGCCCCAACACUGCAGGCACCACCAUCACCAUUUCACGCCGCAUUGUUCCUUAUGUGUCCACGACAGUGUCACCAACAGUGUCACAGUAUGGUGAAGUCAUCAACAACAAGCUCUCCACUAGUGACCCCAACACUGUCAAUGACUCCACCACCCCUGCCGCCAUCCGCUUCAAGCCCAUUCCCAGCAAGAAAUCAAGCUCUAUGGACCGCUUGGCACUCCUGGAACGGCACAGAGCUCGUAUGCACAGACCAUCAAACUCCCGCAGCAUCAAGCAGACUCUCAGCAAAAGAUCCAUCCACACCAAACGCUCCACGCAUUCUCAGUUACGCCUGCGGUCCACAUCAGAGCACAGAAUCACAGUCCCAAUGAUAGAAAUAGUCGAGUUAAACACGACCAUCAACCACAUGUACUGCCUCAAUUCUAUGGACUCUUCAGGAUGCCUGGGACCUAAUGCUAUGAACUACACUUAUGGCCUCCCCAUAUCAAGGUUUAUGCCCCACACCAACCUCACUCUUCAUUUUAGCUUCACAGUCCAGCAACCAAUAUUCUGUGCUAUCAAUAGCACUGGGCCCAGCUUGCAGCCUGAGAAGUGCUCAUCCAGCAUAGACAUUCCCUGGCCAGAGGUGAUUCAGUCACCAGGAACCACUCCUCAAGACCAUUAUGUUUCACUCACAAAUGUUGGCCUGUGGUGGCAAGUGGCUUACAAGUUCAGGAUAUCGUUAGUUGAAGGAGAUGUGGAUCCCUGCAACUAUGAACGAGCUGAAGUUGGUGUGAAGUUCUAUGAAAUCAACUUAGUAUUUCAGAGAAAAUGUAAUGAAUAAGUUUUUGCUGAUCAGUGUGAUAUUGUGUUUAAAAAAAAUCAUAAAAAUUUUCAUAUUUAUUCACAUACCAUAUUCUCACAUCCAUGACAUACAUUACUUACUGUAUUUAGGUCUGAAGGGGGACUCAUGCAAAGUUUUUUUUUUUUUUUUUUUUUCAUUAUAUUUUUUUUGGAAUACUUGUUUAUCACUUAUUUAAACUGAGAGUUUAAGAUUGAAUAGAGUUUAUAGUGGGCAAUUAUUGGUAGGUGUGAUUAGCUGAGGAACUUUGAAGCCUUGAAGGAUCUGAUUAAUAGUAAUAUGUUGCUACAUAUGUAUAUAUUUUUGUAAAUAAUGAGAUUUUAAUAUAAUGCUUAAAUAUAAGGUCAUUUAUGCCUACCUUUUAUUAGGAUUAUAUGGUAUAAAUGUCAAUUGCCAAAUGCAACAUAUUGACUCAGAGUUGAGGAAAUUAAGAUAAGGUAUAUGAUUUUAUAAACUUUAUACUCGUAGUACUUUAUUCUCAAUUUUUGAGGGUUUUUAUGGGAAGGGGAAGAGGUUUCAGAGAUAUACACCAUUUCCUUUUUUAGUGAGAUAUAUAUAUAUAUAUAUAUAUAUAUAUAUAUAUAUAUAUAUAUAUAUAUAUAUAUAUAUAUAUAUAUAUAUAUAUAUAUAUUGUGUGUGUGUGUGUGUGUGUGUGUGUGUGUGUGUGUGUUUGUAUAAAUAAAAUGACCAUUAUUCGGUUGGCUGGUGGGAGAAAUAAAGGUUCACGGAUCAAGGUAAGAGUGGGUAUAGUAGCAGAGUAGAACUUGUACUUAUAGAGCAGUCACACCAGAGCCCAUUCUUACUACAUCCCCACCAUGUCCUGGGAACUUUGCCUGGAUGUGGUGAGGACCAGAUGGACGCAGUGAGUACCAAAAGGGACACAGUGGUGGUGUAGUGUGGAUUGCAAGGAUGGCAAAGACGUGGACCAAUUUUGAUUCUGCUCAAAAUUUAUGUAGCGAGUGAAUGAUUUAGGACAGGACAGUGACUGUUAUGUGACGGAGUGGUGACGUACUGCUUACAGCCUUGAUGCAGUGAGGACCUUGUGACGGAGUGGUGACGUACUGCUUACAGCCUUGAUGCAGUGAGGAUCUUGUGACGGGAUGGUGACUUGGCAGGGACGGAAAUAAAUUGCUACAACGCAACCAUCCCAUGCGUUCCACGUUGACGAUGUUAACACUGGGUCACUAACAAGUCCCUGUCAAGACAGUGCUGGGUCAGUACUCGGCACAUUCAUGUGCUUGCUAUGCUGUAUUGGUCAGUACUACAUUGGCACCAGCUCGCCCAGAGGUUAGCACAGAGUCAAUAGUCGCUCACCAUGUCUGCCGAAAAAGGUAUAUAGAAGUGGGAACCUUCUGUUUCUCUCAGUUUGGUUCCUUACCAUAAACAGUCAAGAAAUCCUGUAGCAGACAGUCCUGUUCCAAGGACAACUAGCGAUGCUGGAUGCUGAUGCUGCUGCUGUUAUGCCGGCCAGGAGAAGAAGACGGGGAAGGAGACAAGGCAGAACUUGUUGGGUCAGAGAUUGGUUGCAUCAAGAUAACAGACUCCAGUUUGGUCACUGCCACAGGCUGAUGGAAAAUUUGAGGUUAUGUGAUGGGGCCUCAUUCUUCAACUUUCACUGCUAUAUGAUGUAUGACGAGGGUGGUGCAUCAUACUGACUUGAUGUGAGUGUAGUGAGAACUUACUGCAUGGUGUGGGAGUGUGGUGAGUACCGACAGAGCGUGGUGCACGCCUGGUCACCUGUGUGAUAUGUGAUAUGCACGCAGUAAGAACCAGUUGGACGUAAUGAUGAUGCAGUGGUGACCGGAUAGGUGUGCAGUAAAGGCUUGGUAGCAGCGUAGUGGUGGAUUGAUUUUGCUUUCUCAAAAUGUCCUCACCUUGUCUCGAAAAAAAAAUUCUGAGCUGCGUGUUGUCAGGACCACCUCUGGUGUGACUGCACCCUUACCUCAGCUGAGGCUACCCUGCUGUGCUGCUGAACAUGGUCCUGACAUGGACUGUCUGAAAGCAAAAGUUCAACCAUCUUGAGCCCCUUCAGUCUUUUCCCCAAGGCCUUUCAUUAUACAUAUGUAUCCUAUUUCAAAGUAUUUAUUUGAUGAGUGUUCUCAAAAUUGAUGAGGGGCAGUAGUCAGGAGACAGUUUAUUUGUAAUGACCAUGCAGGGUGUGCAGCUUUGACACUCACUCUCUCUCUCUCUCUCUCUCUCUCUCUCUCUCUCUCUCUCUCUCUCUCUCUCUCUCUCUCUCUCUCUCUCUCUCUCUCUCUCUCUCUCUCUCUCUCUCUCUCUCUCUCUCUCUCUCUCUCUCUCUCUCUCUCUCUUUCAGACCUAGCUUAUUAUGUACAAAUAUGAAUGUGUAUGAAUGGUAGAAUUGUUAUCAAAAGUUGAAUUCUUUGGAUGCCAUAGGUGAAAUUAUGUAUAUUAUUUUAUAUCUUAAAGUUUUGUUCUUCAUGAAAGAACCAAAAACUUCCUAUUCAUGUGGCUAAGAUGAACUUUGGUUCAGUGAACAGCUUAUAUGUUUGGACAGUGUGUAUCUUACAUCCAUAUUGAUAUUAUACAGUUAACAACAUUUAUCAAUGGCGAUAUUCUGGUGCUAUAUUGUACGUUGCUAUACAGUACUUCACCUUCAUGGCAGGCAUGCACUAACAAAAUUAGUGAACUUUACUAUAUGAAUUUAAUUGGUUAUCUAUCACAAUGUCUAGUACCGGUAAACAGGAUUUAUUUUAAGUUAAUGAUGCUGUGAAAACACUGUAUUUUCUCAAUAGAGACUUUUUUGUUACUACAUAUAUAAGUGAAAUGUAAGUGUUUCAGGUUGUGGCUAUAGUCUUUUUCUCACUUAACUUUCAUGUUCAUCGCCCAAGAGGCAUUCUGUUGUUGUGAAAAGUAGUAUAUAUGUUAAGUACCAGUGAUGCUGAAGUACACAUGAUUAGACUGCCCUGUGACGUGAGAUCCAGGCUCUGGCAGGUCACUGCCUUCUUCCAUAACUCCACAUAAGACACUCACUUGUUCUUCCUCAUCCAGAUGAUAAGAACUUCAGUGCACUGAGAUUGGUAAUUUAAGAAGUGCCUCAUUUCUGGGGACUGAAGUGUUCUAGUUCACUUUGCUCAAUAUUGCAUGCCACAGUGCCUUUCCUGGGAAUGUGUAGAGGGAUGAACCAUACCAAUGUGUCCUGUUUUAAAACUACUUUUAUUUUACUAGUGAAAAUUACUUCACUUUGGGCCCCAGGAAAAUAUGAAGCCAGAUAGAACAUAAGGUUUCAAGAUACUGUUGUUAAGUUAAUUGAUUACUAUUGGUUAAAAUCACCCAUCAAUGGGUCUGUGAUCUCAUGUGGGCAAUGAUGUGACCUUCUCCAGUAAUUAGGUACCAGGUGAAUGGUUUUGUAUAAUGAGGGGAAACUCUCAUAAAAGAUUUAAUGAUGAUUUUGACUUGUAUAGUCCCUGUCUGAAAGAAAGCUUUAUAUGACUUCUAGUUUAAGGGUUCCUGAAGUGACAAAGAAAAUGAAGUCUUGCAUAUGAGUUGGUCAUUACAGUAAUAUAAUGUUUGUCUACAAAGGAGAAAACAUUAUUACAUAGUUUUGUAAAUAAUAUUAGGUUUGUACAGAUACAGAUAGUACUUAUGUGAUUGGAGAUUCUUCUAAUUAAUAAAGUAUACUUAUAGUA